Messenger RNA from Closterium sp. NIES-65, 858 nucleotides. NCBI's taxonomy places the organism in Eukaryota, Viridiplantae, Streptophyta, Zygnematophyceae, Desmidiales, Closteriaceae. The record is from the annotation of a GenBank genome assembly.
AUGCAACAUUGUGGUUUCUCAUUUCCCCUCUCGCCCCCCUCUCCUCCUCCUUAUUCCCCAGAUAUUCGCACCACGUUUCGUGCAGGUGGUGGUGAAGGUGCCCAAGGGCAGCUUCGUCAAGCCCCUCAACUAUCCUUUCCUCUUGGCACCCUCUUUGUACCUCGCUUCGUGCAGGUGGUGGUGGAAGUACCCAAGGGCAGCUUCAUCUUCGUGCCAUGCUUCGUGCAGGUGGUGGUGGAGGUGCCCAAGGGCAGCUUCGUCAAGCCUCUCCUCUCCCUCUCCACUCACGGCAAUUUCUUGAUUCCCUCUCUCUGUACCUUCUCCGCCCAUCGUUUCCCUUCUCCCCCCUCUCCGCAGAUCUUCGUACCUCGCUUCGUGCAGGUGGUGGUGGAGGUACCCAAGGGCAGCUUCGUCAAGCGCCAUCCUGACGGCGCCAUUGACUACGUUGGCUGCGUACCCUGCCCCUUCAACUACGGCUCUGUUCCCUCCAUCCUCGCCCUGGACGGUACGACGUGCGCCAUUGACUACGUUGGCUGUGUGCCCUGCCCCUUCAACUACGACUCCGUGCCCUCCAUCCUCGGUCUCGACGGAGAGCCGCAUGACGCAGUGGUGUUGGGAUGGGACCCUCCCUGCCAUGCGGCCACAGGGGCCUGUGGCAAGUGCAUAUCCUGGCACCCCUACCUUCCCCCAUUCCCUCUCCCCAUCUCUUGCCCCUCCGCUUCUCCCCUCCCAACCCCUCGUGCAGGCGACCCAUUGGGUGCUGUCGUGUUGGGACCCGCCCUGCCGUACGGUCACACGGGCACGUGGCAGGUGCAUGCCAGGCUACGGUUCAUCGUCUCGUGGGGGGAGGCGCACUAG